Parnassius mnemosyne (clouded apollo) is the source of this 1554-nucleotide messenger RNA. NCBI's taxonomy places the organism in Eukaryota, Metazoa, Arthropoda, Insecta, Lepidoptera, Papilionidae. The record is from the annotation of a GenBank genome assembly.
AUGUCGCUCUUCGACCCGCUCGGAUUCGCCUCGCCUAUCACCAUCAGGACAAAACAACUCCUCCAGGAAGUCUGGCGUAGAGGAACAGCAUGGGACGACAAGAUCGACGAAGACCUGGCAGAGCAGUGGAAAAUGUGGAUGGAGCAUCUGGAAGGCCUCCACGAAAUAGCAAUCCCGCGACAAUAUCUUCACUACAGUGACGCGGCCUCCCUAGAACUCCACGUCUUCAGCGAUGCCAGCGAGUCAGCUUAUUCUGCGGUCCUCUUUUGGAGAGCUGUAACAGCAGUAGGCGAGGUCCACCUAUCCCUUAUUGUGGCGAAAGCAAAGGUGGCACCGUUAAAACUGACGUCCAUCCCAAGAUUGGAGCUACAGGCAGCAGUCAUGGGCACCAGGCUCGCAGAAACAGUAGUCGAAGAACACGAGAGGAAACCUGACCGCAAAGUAUUCUGGACAAACAGCAAGACAGUAUUAACCUGGAUAAGGACAGGGUCACGUUCAUAUAAGCCCUACGUGGCUCACCGUCUAGCAGCAAUAGAAGAGAGUUCCAAAGUUAACGACUGGCGCUGGGUUCCGACAAAGCUGAACGUGGCGGACGACGCCACACGAGACGUACCAGCAGCAUUUAAUAAAGAACAUCGAUGGUUCAAAGGGCCUGACUUCUUAUACCUAACAGAAGACUUCUGGCCGACAGAAACCACAAGAGCAACAGCGGAAGAACCUUCCGACGAAGAAAGGACACAUUACGUGAGCAACAAAAGAAGAUUGAGGCUUGCCGAAGGUCUACCUGAUCCAGCGAAGUUCUCCAACUGGGACCGACUCCGAUACUCAACAGCACGUGUUCUACAGUUCAUUCAACUCUGCAGAAACACCAAACAGAGAGUCAACUACAAACGAACAAAGAAGAAUAAAGAGGCUGAUCCCACUUGGAAAAAGAACAAAGCUACAAAGAAGCAGCAAUAUCUCCUGGCGCUACAUCCCGCCUGGAGCUCCAUUUAUGGGCGGAGCCUGGGAGCGAAUGAAGUGGAAUACACCGUCAACAGCCGACCGCUGACUCACGUCUCAGUCAGUCCAGAGGAUCCCGAAGCUCUCACUCCUAACCACUUCUUGUUAGGAGGACCGAGACGAGUACCACAGCUAGGCACUUUCACCGAACGAGACGCCCUCUCACGGUCAAGUUGGCGAGCUGCACAGAGGCUAGCCGACACCUUCUGGUUACGCUGGGUGAAGGAGUACCUCCCUGAGCUUCAACACCGGCGGGAGCCCCACGGACAAGGCCAAGCAGCACGCGUCGACGACCUCGUACAGAUCGUCGAUCCCAACCUGCCUCGCAACGUGUGGAUACGAGGAAGAGUCAUCGCUACAUAUCCGGGUCCCGACAACGUCGUGCGGACUGUGGACGUGCUAACUAAGGGAGGUGUCCUACGCCGGCCAGUAAGGAAGCUUGUGAUCCUGCCUCUAUCUACGGACGUCGAGCCCGCACCGGAAGCUGAUGCGACGCGGUCGCACGGCGGGAGUGAUGUGCGGGACAAGAGAAAAACAAAUAGUGAUACAUAA